CUGGAGGCCGACUUCGCUCGUUUACUAAAGAGAACUCGAGGUUUUGAAAUAAAGGUAGUGCGAGGCGAUGGAGCUUGCAUGUUUAGAGCCGUAGCGGACCAACUCUAUGCAGACCAGGACAUGCACGGAGAAGUGCGAAGACUUUGCAUGGAUUACAUGGAAAGGAACCGAGAUCACUUUGCUCCCUUUGUCGCCGAAAACUUCUCGUCUUACGUUGCUCGUAAGCGGCAACCUGGUCAGCACGGCAAUCACGUGGAGCUUCAAGCGAUUUCGGAAAUGUUCGCGCGUCCUAUUGAAAUCUACGAAUACAGUGAAAACCCGAGGAAUGUGUUCUACCCAACAAUAAGGUCACUUGAUGUUAACGUACCUAUUCGUCUAAGCUAUCACGGCUCAUCUCACUACAACUCA
This is a messenger RNA of Haemonchus placei, 408 nucleotides long. NCBI's taxonomy places the organism in Eukaryota, Metazoa, Nematoda, Chromadorea, Rhabditida, Trichostrongylidae. The record is from the annotation of a GenBank genome assembly.